Molecule: messenger RNA, 525 nt
Organism: Culicoides brevitarsis
Lineage: Eukaryota; Metazoa; Arthropoda; Insecta; Diptera; Ceratopogonidae
Gene: Roc1a
Product: RING-box protein 1A
Exons: 4
Coding region: 109-444 (111 amino acids)
Biological process (GO): ubiquitin-dependent protein catabolic process; protein ubiquitination
Cellular component (GO): cullin-RING ubiquitin ligase complex; nucleus
Molecular function (GO): zinc ion binding; ubiquitin protein ligase activity; cullin family protein binding
Source: RefSeq, a predicted model, not a curated record
GCACUGGGACUUAAACUCCUGUCAAAAAUUGAAUUGUUCGAGUCAUUGACGGCAAAAUCCAAAGUUUUUUCCCAAAUUCUCCACAAAUUACCGCAGUAAACCCGCAAAAUGAGCAUGGAAAUUGACGAUGAAGAGAUCGAGGUCACAACCUCGACCAGUUCGAAGGGCGAAAAGAAACGCUUCGAGGUGAAAAAGUGGAACGCCGUCGCAUUAUGGGCUUGGGAUAUUGUUGUCGAUAAUUGUGCAAUUUGUCGCAAUCACAUCAUGGAUCUCUGUAUCGAGUGUCAGGCGAAUCAGGCAUCGGCAACUUCAGAAGAAUGCACAGUCGCUUGGGGGGUUUGUAAUCACGCAUUCCACUUCCAUUGCAUCUCCAGAUGGCUCAAAACUCGGCAAGUUUGUCCCUUGGACAAUCGCGAAUGGGAAUUCCAAAAGUACGGUCACUAGAUCUCGGAUAUUUUUUUGAUACGAACAACUUGAUUUGAUUUAACUCUCACUUAAUGAUUAAAUAAAGAAAAAAAAUAAGGA